AUGGCCCACUCGGACUUUUCGAAGAGAGGAGCAUUCCUGCGUAUGGCCGACAUCUUUCCAGGUCAAGAGUCGUAUUACGAAAAUAGAAAAUUUGAUCUGAUCAAUGUCUGGCGCGUUUUACGAGGGCCAAGUAACGACUGGCCUCUGGCAGUAUGCGACUACAGCCUCAUCAACGCCGAAAACGACAUCACUACGAAUGAUGCCCUUCAUUACAAACGAAUAGGAGAGAACUCAUUACUUUAUCAUAGUGAUGCACAGCGGUGGUACUACCUUAGUAACAUGGAAGAGGAUGACCUACUAGUUUUCAGGAAUGUCGAUUCGGACGGGACGAUGGCUCGCGGUUUCCAUGCGUCAUUUCACAAUCCAAACUCGGCCGGUGAAUUUCGACACAGCAUAGAAGUUAGACUCGUGGCAUUUCGUGAUUGA
Messenger RNA from Colletotrichum truncatum, 426 nucleotides. RefSeq names its product methyltransferase CmcJ. NCBI's taxonomy places the organism in Eukaryota, Fungi, Ascomycota, Sordariomycetes, Glomerellales, Glomerellaceae. The record is from RefSeq and is a predicted model, not a curated record. Gene Ontology annotation, molecular function: oxidoreductase activity.